This is a messenger RNA of Cinara cedri, 5495 nucleotides long. The record is from the annotation of a GenBank genome assembly. NCBI's taxonomy places the organism in Eukaryota, Metazoa, Arthropoda, Insecta, Hemiptera, Aphididae.
AGUUCAAUAACAUUAUCAUUAACAAUUUGUGUGUUUAUUUUUUUUAUAUAUGUUAGUAUUUAAUGCUUUUUGCGGAUGUACUUGCAACUUGCUUUCUCAGCUAUUAGCUAAUCUUUUUAAUAUCGAUUUCACAGUAUGUUAUUAAAAUAUUAAUUACUAUGGUGAACGUAAAAAGUUGUUUUGAGACGUGUACACACUGAAUCGUUACAAAAACCAUCAAACAUGUAGGUACCUACCUACUCGUCAAAUUACCGCCGUUUUUUUUAUUUUAUUUUCGGUUUUUAAGGGCCGUUUAGGCGUAUUACCGCAACUACCUAUUGCCUCCAUCAAUAAUCCCUCUCGUUCGCUAAUUUCAUCCAAUUCUACUCCAAUACUGCUCUAGUCUUUGCCGAUCCUAUCUCUGUCAAUCAAUACUUGUACCGUACUCUUCGCCAUUAGUUUUAGAUAACCAUUUUGCGGCCAAACCAAUAAUUUCUACCGACUUUCAUUCUUGUCCAACCCAGCUCAAUCUACUACUCCUGUGGCCUUUUAUUUCUCCAUCUAGUUUAUCUGUUUCUCGGUUUUCCUUUAUUUCGUAUUAUCCUCUGAUGAUUUUUUUUUGGCCCAAAUUCAUGAUCUUUAGGAUGCUUCAUUCAUUCAAAUGUAGUUAAUUUAUUUUUAUCUGUUUGUAACUCAUGUACCGCAUGUAUAAAAGAUUAUAGGUCUCACUAGAACUUUAUAUAAUGUUAUUAUUGUCUUUUAUCGAUGAAAAAAUUGUUAUCUAGUUAAUCAUAUUACGUUUGUAUGUACCUACCUAAUAAUUACUCUUGGCUAUAUUGCCUCUUUCAAAUAGAUAAUUCAAUAACAAAACUCAAUCAAAAUUACUGAUACAUACUGAUACUACUGAUACUACUUACAAACCAAGUAUGGCACCAAAAGCUUCUUCGGCCACACUUCGCCUGAAACAAGAUUACUUAAGAUUGAAAAAUGAUCCUGUGCCAUAUGUAGUUGCAGAACCAAACCCGUCCAAUAUAUUGGAAUGGUAAUGUUGCUGUGUUUGUGCAUGAGGGGAAAAAUAAUAUUUGUUAAUUUUAUUUUAUUUGGUUAUGUAUAAGGUAUUACGUAGUAAGCGGACCUGAUGAUUCUCCAUAUGCUGGCGGUUAUUAUUUGGGCAGGCUAGUAUUCCCUAGGGACUUUCCGUUCAAGCCUCCUAGCAUUUACAUGAUCACUCCAAAUGGCAGAUUCAAGACCAACACUCGUCUGUGUUUGUCUAUUAGUGAUUACCAUCCAGACACUUGGAAUCCUGCAUGGAGCGUGUCUACAAUACUUACAGGACUUCUAAGUUUCAUGGUAAUUACAAAACAUAAUAAUAUAUUGACCAAACACAGCGAUUUUUUAAUUAAUUUUUAAUGCACAUCAUCUUAAUAACUACUUAUCUAUUAGACAGAAAAAUAUUUUUAAAAUUAAAUAUUUAAUAGGUACAUAUAUAAAACGAUAAAACUAAAACACAAAUACAAAAAAGUAACUUAUAAAGUUUUUAAUUUCAAUAACUGCCUUUUUUACAUAUUUUCUUACCUUCAUUGGUGUGUAUGCCAUUAUCUAAGCUAGCAGUUCUUAACCCAUGGGCCCACUUGUGAGUCGUGGAUACUGUUCGAGGGUCAAGGGUCAGCAAAUUGUAUAUUAUUUAUAUUAUUAUAUAUAAACAUCUACAUCCGAUCAAAAUUUAGUAUUAUAAUUCCACAAUUAUCACUAUCAUAAAAUUUUAUUGAUAGCCGUUUUCUUAUAUAGUAUUCUAGAAUAUUUUUGUCAUUUUAAUCAUACUUUAUCAUGCUCGGUGUAGAGUCUGGCAUUUUGCGAUAUACUUAAUCCCAAGAAGAAAACUAGGUCAAAAAUUCUGUUGUUUUAUUUCAAUUUUAACUUUGUUUUUUAGGUUGAAUACAAUAAUAAACCUCUUUUUUUUUUUUUAUAAAAAUUAAUUUUUAAUUUUCUUGUAUGGUAUGUUUUCCUAAUUACUGACUUAUGUGCAGUAUGCACAUUAUAUAUAUUAAUUAUAUGUAUAUAAAGUGUUCAUUCAUUUUUAUUUUUACCUGUUGUUUAGUUUAGUGGACUUCAAAGUUUUUUUACCUAAAUUGGUGGUCUGCACAACUAAAAAGGUUGAGAACCGCUGAUUUAAGCCUAUACUGGCUAUAUUUAUAGGGCGCAUAUUAAUUUUAUUUUUGGGACACGUAAAAUGUACUUCCACUGUACCUUUAAACAAUUUUAGUUAAUUUUAAUUUAUUAAACCAACAUCACAGUGAAAGUCCUUUUUUUUAUUAUGGCAAAAAUUUGGUUUCUUUGGUAAUAGUUAUUAAGUCUUUUGUCCAGGUAGAUUUUGAGCGUGUUAAAUAUUUUUGUUUAUUUAAAUUGUUUUACAUUAAGUUUUAAACAAAAUUUAAACGUAACCUCAUCCACUUUUAAUAAUGACUUGAUGUUACUUAAUUUUAAGGUCACGUAUUUGUAAUUAUUAGUAGGCGUAAAAAUUUAUAUACAUCUAUUUCUAAGCACGAAACAGUCAAUUUUUUAAAAAAUAUACUUAUGCAUAGAAAUAAAUUCAAUACAAACGAAGUACAAGAAAUUAUUAAAUUAAUAAAUUUAAUUAUUAAUCAAAACUAUUUCCAAUAUAAUAACAAAUUAUAAUCGCAAAAAGAAGGGUUAGUUAUGUGUGAAUUUUUAAGUGUUCUUUUAUCUGAAAUUUACAUGCAGAAUUAUGAAACUAAUAAUAUUAUUAACAAAAAAAUACACAGUCCAUAUAUAAAAGCAUAUUCUAGAUAUGUUGACAACACUUCAUUUUAUUCAGAGGUUCAAAUAGACCAGUAGAAAAUUUAGUUAACUACUUAAACAAAAUACAUAAAACCAUUAAAUUUACACUCAAAAUACAAUUAAAUGAUUAAUUAAAUUUCUUAGACCUUACAGUUUCCAUAAUAAAAAAUAAAUUUGGUUUUAGUAUUUACAGUAAACCUACACAAACUGAUGCUACAAAAUCAUAUGAUUCUAAUCACCCUUAUUCUCAAAAAAUAUAAUUUUUCUUUUUAAUAUUCUAUAGGCUUGAACAUAUUCCAUUAAAUAAACAUAAUUAUUAAGUUCAAUAUAAUCUAUAACAUAGAAAUAAGUUCAAUUUAAAUACUAUUAAAAAAAAUUCAUAAACUUAACGAAAAAAUAAAACACAACUCACCAAAUAACGUUGUCAACUAUUGUAGUAUGAAAUAUCAAAAUAAUGUGUGACGAAUUCUGAACAAUAAUACAAAUAAUGUAAAAAUCACUUUUAAAACUACCUAAUAACAAUUUAAUCAAAUAUAUAAACGAUAGAAUUAAAAACUUCAUAAAAAUUCCACCUUCUUUUGAAAAUGAUGAUAUAUAUAUAUAAAUUUAAAUGCAACUGUAAUGAUUUUUAUUUAUGUAAGAUACAUAGGCAUUUUAAAAUAUAAUAUAAAGAACAUAUUUCUGAAAUAAAAUUUAAAAAAACUGCCCUUAAUUCAAAUUGGCUAAACAUGUUUUAGAAAAUAAUCAUAAUAUACAUUUUUAUAUUAAUACAGAUUUAGAAUUAUUAAAUACACAAAAUAGCAUUUACAUUAAUUCAGUUUUAGAAGAAUUACACUUACACAAUGAAAUAAAGAAAAAUAAUAUCUUAUAUUUAUACAUUUUAAAUAAUAACCAAAUAAUUUAUACUUUUUAACAUAUCUAUGUCUUAUAAUAAUUAAUUUUAAAUAAUCACUACUAUUAAAAUAAAUUAUUUCUUUGUAAAACGACCAAUUUUUAUUAUUUUUUUCUCCCAUGUAUUCCCUUAUUUAUUUUUUCAUAUUCAGUUGUGUUGUACUUUUUGACUUUGUGAUUUACCUGAUGAUGAACUUUUUAUUUCAAACCAGUCGUACAAUACACAUUUCAUAGUACUCCAGGCGACACAUUUAUUUAUUUAUUUAUCUUUAUUUUUUUUUUAAUAAUUAUUGUUUUAAUGCAGCUGGAAAGUUGCCCAACAAUGGGUAGCAUAGAGAUGUCUGACUUCGAAAGACGUCAAUUAGCUGCUCAGAGUUUGGAAGUAAAUAUACAUGAUGAAAAUUUCUGUGAAUUAUUUCCUGACCUUACCGAGGUAAUAUUUCAAAAUGUUUUUUUGUAUCAGUUUAAUAUUUGGUAUGUUUUAUUUUUUUUUUCACUUUUAAUAAUUUGAUUUACUGUUUUUAGACAAUUAAAAAUGAAAUUGAAAAACGAAAUGUAGCUAAAGCUAGUGAAGAACAAUCACCGAGCGCAGAAGGGAGCACACAGGAAACUAAUAUGCUUCACUCAGUUUUUUACAACAGUGUUGUAAUAGUUGCAUUUGCACUAUUCAUAUAUUUAGUUAGAUACGUUCUGUACAAUAUGAAUAUCGAAUAAAAUUUCCUACUCAUUCCCUUUAUUUUAAAAAAAAUUAUAGGAUAAGUUUCACUUCUUUUGAGGACAGAAUUCUGUGUUACAAGUUUUGUUAUAUACUUGCACAAAUGAGAAUAUCAUACACAUGUUUGUAUUGUAAAUUACUGGUAAUAGGAAUUACAUAGUUUGACUGAACAAAAAAUAGCUGUUAUACUGGAUUUGAAAUAUAUUAUAAAUAUAAUUAUAAUAUAUAAGUAUAUUUAAUUCAUUUUUAGGAAAGUAUUUAAAAAGCCAAUGAGAUAUAAUACAAUUUUUAAGUACCCAAUUAUUACAAAUUAAGAGUUGAAAUUGUUUUAAAAUUUAAAAAAUUUACCCUAGAAAAUUAUAUCAUUAUUAGUUAAUUUUUGUUAUUUUGUUUCAUACCCUAUAACUUUAUUACUAGAAAUAACUAUAUUUCAACCAGAAUAUAAAUAUAUUAAUAUAUGAUUAAAACACUAGAAUUGUUAAUAUUUUUUCAAUUUAUUCGUUAUAUUACUUAGUAGAUUUGUCUUUAAAUUUGAAUAAUUAAAUGUGUGAAUGAUUUAGUUACUAGUUUUUUGUUUUGUGGUUAUAUUUGUACAAUACUGUACAAUACUUUUAAUUAUUUAUUGUUAUUGCUUUUUUUAACAUUUUUUUUUCCUUUCAAAAAAUUAUUGUUCCGUUUAAUUUUAAUUUUGAUAAACUUAUAAUUUUUUUUAACAAAUAAUUAAUUUGUAUAUUCUUUGUUUUAAAAUAAUUUAUUAUCUAUUUAGAUAUUAAGUUUAAAGACAAAUAUUUUAAUUAUAUACUUUAAUUAUAUAGUAUACUGGUAAUUAUUAUUAUUAUUAAUUUGGUACUGUUCUCUUUUUACAAUUAAUUAUAUUAUACUGUUUUAUAAAGCAAAAUUUGUUUAGCAAGUUAGAUUAGCAUUAUUAAACUAUUGUAGUAUUAAUAAUUUAUAGUUAUUGAUGUUUGGAUGUAAAGACUUGAAGUAAUAAUUUUCAUAAUCGUAAACGUAAUAAUUUAAAGCCUUGGAAUUUAUUUAAAAAAAUAUAUAUACAUUAUACAUAUAUACUGCCUAUUUACUGAAUGUUGAUUUUAUUUAGUUAAAGGUAUUA